Macroventuria anomochaeta is the source of this 355-nucleotide messenger RNA. RefSeq lists its product as uncharacterized. The transcript has 3 exons. The annotation marks the transcript as partial. The record is from RefSeq and is a predicted model, not a curated record. Lineage: Eukaryota; Fungi; Ascomycota; Dothideomycetes; Pleosporales; Didymellaceae.
AUGAGUACAGGAUUGCUCCGAUCGCUCGGUACUGAGUAUACUGCUCGUGCCGAGUAUACUGCUCGUGUCGAGUAUACUGCUCGUGCUGAGUAUACUGACCGUACCGAGUAUACUGAGCGUACCGAGUACACUGCUCGUACUGAGUAUACUGCUCCGUGCCGAGUAUACUGACCGUGCCGAGUAUCGCCGAUGCGGUCCACUGCCCGGGUCGCUUGAGUUGCUCAACUGAGAGUGAUGAUCAUACUGAGUAUCGCCGACGCGGCCCACUGCUCGGGUCGAUCGAUACUACAGUUCUUCGGCUUCUCUCGUAUCGUUGCGUAGUCCUGUUCGUUCAGUGUUGUUGCGGGUUGCCCUU